CUGGUAUAUUAUUAUAUCGAAUAGCUACUGGUUUGGUUUUGGUUGAUUUUGUGAGUUCAAAAAAUGGAGCUCCAGAACACAGUGAAACAAGCCCUAAAUGCACUGUACCAUCACCCAGGCGAUACUUUGCGUAUGCAAGCCGAUCGGUGGCUGCAAGAUUUUCAGCGCACACUCGAUGCGUGGCAGGUUGCUGAUAAUUUGCUUCACGACGCCACAAGCAAUCUAGAAACCUUAAUCUUUUGUUCUCAGACCCUUAGAAGCAAGGUACAACGAGAUUUUGAAGAACUACCUUCUGAAGCUUUUCGUCCAUUGCGGGAUUCCUUAAAUACAUUACUGAAAAAAUUUCACAAAGGGCCUCCUAAAGUUAGAACUCAGAUUAGCAUUGCGGUGGCUGCUUUGGCUGUAUAUGUUCCUGCAGAAGAUUGGGGAGAUGGUGGUAUUGUGAAUUGGCUUAGAGAUGAGAUGAAUUCUCAUCCAGAAUACAUACCAGGAUUCUUGGAGCUACUUACAGUUUUGCCUGAGGAAGUAUAUAAUUACAAAAUAGCAGCUCGUCCCGAAAGACGCCGUCAAUUUGAAAAAGAGCUCACUUCUCAAAUGGAGGUUGCUUUAAGUAUCUUGACAGCUUGCUUGAGUAUCAAUGAACUUAAGGAGCAGGUUCUCGAGGCAUUUGCAUCUUGGCUUCGACUGAAGCAUGGGAUCCCUGGAUCUGUGCUUGCUUCUCACCCAUUGGUGCUCACAGCUCUUUCAAGCUUGAAUUCCGAGCCUCUUUCAGAAGCAUCCGUAAAUGUGAUUUCUGAAUUAAUACACUACACAGCGGCAGGAAGCUCUGGUGGUGUUGCUGUACAGAUGCCCUUGAUUCAAGUACUUGUACCUCACGUUAUGAGUCUAAAGGCACUUCUUAAAGAUUCUUCAAAGGAUGAGGAGGAUGUCAAGGCUAUAGCUCGAUUAUUUGCUGACAUGGGCGAUUCAUACGUUGAACUGAUUGCCACUGGUUCUGAUGAAUCAAUGAUAAUAGUAAAUGCAUUAUUGGAAGUUGCUUCUCACCCAGAAAAUUAUAUCGCUUCAAUGACAUUUAAUUUUUGGCACAGUCUUCAGGUGAUCUUGACCAAAAGGGAUACUAGUUUACCAUUUGGUAAUGAAGCAUCCAUUGAAGCUGAGAGAAAGCGGAGGCAGGGUGCUUUUGUUCCAUCAUAUGAGUCACUUGUUUCUCUGGUUAGCUUCCGAGUUGAAUAUCCUCAAGAUUAUCUUGAUCUCUCACACGAGGACCGCAGAGAGUUUAAACAGACUAGAUAUGCUGUUGCCGAUGUCCUGACUGAUGCAGCAUCAGUUUUAGGUGGUGAUGCAACGCUAAAAAUCCUUUACAAGAAGCUCCUUGAGGCCAUAGCUCGCUGUGGAAAUGGUGCAAAAAAUGAAUGGCGCCCAGUGGAGGCUGCUCUAUUUUGCAUUCGGGCUAUAUCAAAUUAUGUUGCAGUUGUUGAAGCUGAAGUAAUGCCUCAGGUUAUGGGAUUGCUUCCCAAACUUCCUCAACAACCCCAACUACUUCAGACGGUGUGUUUAACAAUUGGAGUAUAUUCAAAGUGGCUUGACUCUGCAUCAAUUGGACCGGCUAUAUUGCCUUCACUGAUUGAUAUCCUCAUGAGUGGCAUGGGUACAUCUGAAGAUUCUGCAGCUGCUGCAGCUUUGGCAUUUAGACACAUCUGUGAUGAUUGCCGGAAAAAGCUUUGUGGAUGCAUAGAGGGUCUCUUCCAUAUAUACCAUAGUGCAGUUAGUGGAGAAAGUAGUUUUAAAGUGGCUGCUGAGGACUCAUUGCAUCUAGUUGAAGCCUUGAGCAUGGUCAUUACAGAACUUCCUCCCGACAAUGCUAAGAGGGCUCUGGAGGCAUUAUGCUUGCCAGUUAUUACUCCUUUACAGGAAGCAGUUAGUCAAGGUCCAGAGAUAUUAAAUAAGAAACCUGCUCGUGAAUUAACUGUUCAUAUUGAUCGAUUUGCAUACAUAUUUAGAUAUGUAAAUCACCCUGAAGCAGUAGCAGAUGCAAUUCAUAGGCUGUGGCCAAUCUUUAAGGCAAUCUUUGACCUUCGUGCUUGGGAUAUACAAACAAUGGAGUCUCUUUGCCGAGCUUGCAAAUAUGCUGUAAGAACUUCUGGAAUGUUCAUGGGAAUCACAAUUGGAGCUAUGCUGGAAGAGAUUCAAGGCCUAUAUAAACAGCAUCAUCAGUCAUGCUUUCUUUAUCUCUCUAGUGAAGUCAUAAAGAUAUUUGGUUCUGACCCUUCUUGCGCAAACUAUUUAAAAAUCUUGAUUGAAUCACUCUUCAUACACACAACGCGUCUUCUCACAAAUAUUCAGGAAUUUACUGCCAGACCAGACAUAGCAGAUGAUUGUUUUUUGUUGGCAUCAAGGUGCAUUCGCUAUUGUCCACAGUUAUUUAUUCCAUCUGAAGUAUUUCAACCAUUAGUAGAUUGCUCAUUGAUUGGGAUCACGGUACAGCAUAGAGAGGCCUCCAAUUCCAUAUUGACCUUCUUAUUCGAUGUCUUUGAUCUUGCCAACUCUAGCAAGGGAGAGCAAUACUUACCUAUCAGGGACAGUGUGAUUAUCCCUCGAGGGGCCAGCAUCACCAGAAUUUUGAUUGCCUCUUUAUCAGGAGCUUUACCAAGUUCUCGAUUGGAACCGGUAACUGACACAGUACUGGCAUUAACGCAUGCCUAUCGGGCACGAGCAGUGGAGUGGGCUAAGGAGAGCGUUUCUCUAAUUCCCUUGACAGCUGUCACAGAAGUUGAGAGGUCAAGAUUUCUGAAAGCAUUGUCUGAUGCAGCUUCUGGAUUUGAUAUUAAUAGUCUGACUGUUGCAAUUAAAGAGAUGGCAGAUGUUUGCCGCCGCAAUCGUACUGUUCAGGAGAUUGUUCAAGGAGCUCUGAGGCCGCUUGAGUUGAAUUUGAUACCUGUAUCAUAGGAGAUUAGUGAGUGACAAAAAAGGGCCAUUUUGAUUACGCCACUAUGUCAAAUUGCCAAAUUUGUCUGUGUAUUAGCUGUGUUUUCUUUUUCUUUUUUUUUUACCCUUUCUGUAUUUAAUUUUCAUUCUCCCAUUUUAAAGGAGAAUCAUUGGGUUGGAGGAGCGACCGUUGUUGAGCUGUUGAUGAGAUGUGGGAAUUGGGAUCAUAGAGUGGUUUCACUUGUCUUGGCUUUGUCAUUUUUUGGGGUACCAAGUUUAUUCAGUAUAGAGUUGUAAUUUACUGUAAUGGAAAAGAAAACAAAAAGAGAAGGUAAAAAAAAAAAAAAAAAGAAAAAAAAAAAGAAGCAUUCUUUAGGAGUCAUUGAUCUUUCAUCCUUUACAAUGUUGGAAUUUUUUGAACCCAUUGCUAUUCUUACUAGUCGUCUACUCGUCUUUGUCUU
Messenger RNA from Quercus robur (English oak), 3386 nucleotides. Its product is annotated as transportin MOS14. The record is from RefSeq and is a predicted model, not a curated record. Bases 64 to 2946 code for a protein of 960 amino acids. The transcript is spliced from 27 exons. Lineage: Eukaryota; Viridiplantae; Streptophyta; Magnoliopsida; Fagales; Fagaceae. Gene Ontology annotation, cellular component: cytoplasm; nuclear membrane. Gene Ontology annotation, molecular function: small GTPase binding. Gene Ontology annotation, biological process: protein import into nucleus.